Messenger RNA from Chenopodium quinoa (quinoa), 972 nucleotides. RefSeq lists its product as uncharacterized. Bases 1 to 972 code for a protein of 323 amino acids. The transcript has a single exon. The record is from RefSeq and is a predicted model, not a curated record. Lineage: Eukaryota; Viridiplantae; Streptophyta; Magnoliopsida; Caryophyllales; Amaranthaceae.
AUGAAGGGUUCCGUCAGAAACCGGAACAAGAACAAAUACUGUCACUUUCAUGAGGACAUAGGCCAUGAAACCAAUGAUUGUUACAGCCUCAAACGGUUAUUGGACUGUCUAGCUGAUAAAGUAGUGUUAAAGUCCUAUAUUCUGAAGUCCAAGGUGACCCUCAAAACAAACAAUGGACAGCCGUCCAAGAAGGCACCCCAAUCUGCUAAUAGUUCGGACACUAAUGAUGAAACGAUCUAUACUAUAGCAGGCAGCUUUGCCGGAGGGGGUCCUACCAUCCGGGGCACCAAGGACUACGACCGGAGGCUGGAUGUCAGCAUAGUGGAUGAGGGCCAAGCGUCAAAAGACACAUUCCCUGACGUCCUCAUCACUGAGAAGGAUAGGGGCAAGGUUAGGCGGCCACAAGAUGACCCCAUAGUGAUCGAGUGCAAGAUAGCCAAUCAGAAGGUUGGCCGGAUCCUAAUCCACACUAGGAGUUCAUCCGACCUGAUCAGUCAGAAGUGCUUGGCUAAGCUUAAGUACAAGCCUAGUAGCAUGACCCAAGUUUCACACCCCUUGGUUGGAUUUGGGGGAGGGGUCGUGCAUCCGGUGGGAAGAAUUGACCUACCUAUUAGGUUGUGCGAGAAGGGGGCAGGACGCCACAUGGUGGUUCGGUUCCUUGUUGAGGAAUUGACCGCCUAUAACCUAAUACUAGGCAGGCCAACGCUGAAUGAGUCUAAAGAGGUCAUCAUUCCAGCCUUCAUGCUCCUUAUAUUUGAAAGAGAUGAUGGGUCUGUAGGCUCCUUGAGUGUAGACCAGAAGACGGCGAGAGAAUGCUAUCUCUCAGACGUCAAUUCGAAUGUGGCUGCAGCCAGUCUGAAUGAGGAGUCUGUAGACCUUGAUGAGGUCAGAACGGUUGCGCCUACUCCAAGGGCAGCCGACAAAAAGAGAAAGGCGGACCAAUUGGUAACCGUCAAGAAGGAGAGGCAAUAG